AUGCGUUUUGGCAAGACCCUCUCCGACUCUGUUUACCCGCCAUGGAAAGAUAAAUACCUACAAUACGACAAGAUUAAGAAGCUGCUGCGUGAGGAUGAAACAUCUCCACAAGGCCGUGGUGGUGAGAGCAGCUGGACGGAGCAGGACGAAGAGAACUUUGUCCACGAACUCACCGUCACUCAACUGGAAAAGGUCCACCAGCACCAGGUGGACACCUUCAAUGCUCUGAGAGAUCGAGCUGCCGCAUGUGAGGCCAUGCUUCCCAAUCCGGAGGAUGAGGCUGCCAAAAAGUCCGAGGACGACGAGAAGGCCAUUGCAAAGGACAUGUUGAAAGAGCUGGAUGGUAUCUCCAAGGAACUCAAUGAGCUUAGGAAGUUUAGCCGUGUCAACUAUACCGGCUUCCUCAAGGCUGCGAAGAAGCACGAUAGAAGAAGAGGAUUGAAAUACAGAGUACGACCAAUACUCCAAGUUAGGCUGGCUCAGACACCUUUCAACCAAGAAGACUAUUCUCCGCUCCUCUUUCGACUCUCUACCAUGUAUUCCUGGGCCCGUCAAAAGCUCGGUGAAGAGGAUGCAGACACUAAGGAAUCUGAGGCCGACAUCCGUUCCAAAGAUUCGUACAAGGCAUACAAGUAUUGGGUGCAUGUAGACAAUCUCCUGGAAGUGAAGACCUAUAUUCUCCGUCGUCUACCAGUUCUCGUCUACAAUCCUCAAUCAAUGAAAGUCGCCGAUGGAGCUCAGAAGGAUCCAAGCCUCACUUCGAUCUACUUUGACAACCAAAGCUUUGAUCUUUACCAAGGUAAAGUUGAUAAGGGUACUGCUGGCGAUUCUGUUCGCCUGAGGUGGACUGGUCAGCUUGGCGAUAAGCCCGAGAUUGUACUAGAGAAGAAGACCGUUGGGGAAGAUAACGAGAGUCGGGACAUCCGCUUGACUCUCAAGGAGAAGUAUAUUGAGCCAUUUCUCAAAGGCGAAUACAAGCUGGAGAAACAAAUUCAAAAGCUGGAAGACAGACUUGGACCAGAUGCCGAAGAGGUCACGACAUUCAAGGCCAAUGUGGAAGAAAUCCAAUCUUUUAUCAAAGAUAAAGACCUGGAACCUGUCCUCCGAGCCAGCUAUACUCGAACAGCUUUCCAAAUACCUGGUGAUGACCGAAUUCGGAUCUCCCUGGAUACCGACCUGGCCUUCAUCCGUGAGGAUGCUCUUGACUCGGACCGCCCUUGCCGUGAUCCUGAAGACUGGCACAGAUCGGAUAUCGAUAAACAAGAACUCGAAUAUCCCUUCUCUUCAAUCAAGAAAGGCGAAAUCAGCAGGUUUGAGCAUGCUGUUCUGGAGAUCAAGGUCAAGGAAUCUAAGUAUACUAGAAACAAUACCUGGCUACAAGACCUGAUGAGUUCUCACCUAGUGAAGGAAGAGAAAAAAUUCUCCAAGUUUGUCCACGGCAUUGCACUUCUCUUUGAGGACUAUGUCAAUAGUUUCCCAUUCUGGCUUAGCGAUCUUGAGACCGACAUUCGAAGAGACCCUGUCACUGCAUUCCGUGAAGAACAAGUCCGCGAAGCCAAACAAGCAGAGGAUGAAAUGGCGGUGGGCAGUUUCCUGGCGGCAUCAAGGUUGUCUGCCUCCAUGAAAGGCAAAGUUGGAUCUCCUUCAAGACCAGCAGAACGCAGAAUUUCAAGCCAAUUCUCGCAGUCUGUUCAAUCUCUUGCACGGCCUAGACCUGCUGAUCAGCUGCGAGCAACUGCUGAGGAGCCUGACUCAGACGAUGAUGGCAUUCAAGGUAACCGUCAAGUAGAUGGCGGGGACUCUUCUGGAGGAGGUCUCCGAUCGUUCCUACCCGCCUUCUCCAAUUCUCGUUAUGCUCGUCGGCAUCGACAAGGUACCGCCUGGAAAGACGCGCCGUUACCUCCUGGCGUGAAGGACCCAGGCCACUGGAUCAAGGAUCAAGGACCGCUCAAAAUUGAGGCAAAAGUGUGGCUCGCCAAUCAGCGGACCUUUAUCAAAUGGCAGCAUAUUGCGGUUCUCCUAGCCUCGCUUUCACUCGGCUUGUACAACGCUGCGGGCGUAGAUAACAACAUCGCCCGUAUUUUGUCGCUGGUAUACACUGCAUUCGCCAUUUUCGCGGCUUUAUGGGGUUGGGGGAUCUACAUGUGGCGAAGCAGGCUAAUUACGGAGCGAAGUGGCAAGGAUUUCGAUAAUGCGAUCGGUCCCUUUGUUGUUUCUGUUGGUUUAGCUUGUGCGUUGGUCUUGAACUUUGCUUUCAAGUACAACGCUGCGAUGGCUAGCCUUCCAGGAAAUUCGACGACUUCGGUGUUGACGGGAAAAUUGGCGGCAAACGACAUGUCUCACGACCCCGAAUUAUUUGUACCAGAACUCUAG
Exophiala aquamarina CBS 119918 is the source of this 2373-nucleotide messenger RNA. RefSeq lists its product as uncharacterized. The record is from RefSeq and is a predicted model, not a curated record. NCBI's taxonomy places the organism in Eukaryota, Fungi, Ascomycota, Eurotiomycetes, Chaetothyriales, Herpotrichiellaceae. Bases 1 to 2373 code for a protein of 790 amino acids. Gene Ontology annotation, cellular component: fungal-type vacuole membrane; vacuolar transporter chaperone complex. The transcript has a single exon.